Molecule: messenger RNA, 585 nt
Organism: Neltuma alba
Lineage: Eukaryota; Viridiplantae; Streptophyta; Magnoliopsida; Fabales; Fabaceae
Product: tabersonine 16-hydroxylase 2-like
Exons: 1
Coding region: 1-585 (194 amino acids)
Molecular function (GO): oxidoreductase activity, acting on paired donors, with incorporation or reduction of molecular oxygen; heme binding; monooxygenase activity
Source: RefSeq, a predicted model, not a curated record
AUGGCAGAAAUGGUAAGAAAACCAAGAGUACUGGAAAAAGCACAAGAAGAAGUGAGACAAGUCUGGAACGAGAGAGGAUAUAUUGAUGAAUCGGUUGUAGAAGAACUGGAAUAUCUUAAAGCAGUCAUUAAAGAAACUUUAAGGCUACAUCCUCCAGCCCCUCUUUUGUCUCCAAGAGAAUGCACACAGCCCUGUGAGAUCAAUGGCCACACAAUACGAGAGAAAACCCAAGUGUUUGUGAAUGUUUGGGCCAUUGAGAGAGACCCUAACUAUUGGACUUCUUCUUCUUCAUCAUCUUCAUAUUCUGCAGAAGAGUUUGCUCCUGAAAGAUUCAUGAACAGUUCUGUGGAUUACAGAGGAUCGAACUUUGAGUAUAUUCCAUUUGGUGCUGGCAAAAGGGGUUGUCCUGGGAUGUUAUAUGGCCCUGCCAUUGGAGAGAUUCUUCUGGCCAACUUGUUGUGUUAUUUUGAUUGGGAACUUCCCUCUGGGAUCACUCCAGAAACCCUAGAUAUGACUGAACUCAUGGGCUCAACUAUUAAAAAGAAAGACAAUCUCAUCCUCGUCCCCACUCCUCAUCAUAUAUAA